UAUCCGUAUAUUUUUUUAUUCAUUAAUCUGUUCGGUGUCUGUUUGUCCUUGAGCAGUACAACGGCUGAUUUAAGACUAAACGUGCAUUGCAUACGUUAGCUUUUUAAUGACAUUUUUAUGCAAAUCAUUUACAUCAUCUUUUCGUUGGAAUGUAAUAAAUACAGACGUAGAGUACGAGAGGCCCAUUUUCAUUGUGGAUUUAGGAUGUUUCGGUGAAAUGGUUGAAUUGUUGAAGCAUGAAAUUAUGUAAGCACCAAGUGUUAAAAGAAAUGGGGUCGAUUGAGCUGUAAAAGGAGGAGAUAAAAAUGACAGCGUACCUGUACAGGUAUUUUGGAUCAGUUUUACAACAGGCACUCACCUGAAGGUGUACAUUCUCAACUUUCAAGAUGGAUGGAGAUAAAAUACUGGAGAGCCUGGGCCGUUUGGCCUAUUUCAGGUCCUGUUCUUUCUUUGUGUGUCCUUUAUCUACAUGAGAGGAGCCUGGCCAGUGAUGGCCAUUCUGUUUCUGGGAGGAGACCCGGGUCAUCACUGUAAGGUGCCUGUAAAUGAAUCAGUGACAGCCAUUAUUCCUCUGGACUCAAAUGGAGAUUUUGAAAAAUGUGUGAUGAAAUCUUCAACCCAAAAUCAAACCAAGACAUGUGAUCAAGGGUGGACAUAUGGAAGUGAAUUUGAUUCCACCAUAUUAACAGAGUGGGAUCUGGUGUGUGAUAAUAAAUUCCUGGUGGAUUUGUCCUCCACGAUCUAUAUGGUGGGAAACACACUGGGGGCCCUCUGUCUCACGCCACUGUCUGACAAGUUUGGCAGGAAGUGGAUCAUUCUGGGCAUGCUCUGGAUACAAGGGGCUGUCGGCAUAGGAACAGCCUUCGCCAGCAGUUACGCCAUGUUCACCGUGUUAAGAUUUUUCAUAGCUUUACUGAACAUG
This is a messenger RNA of Saccostrea cuccullata (small rock oyster), 922 nucleotides long. RefSeq names its product organic anion transporter 3-like. Lineage: Eukaryota; Metazoa; Mollusca; Bivalvia; Ostreida; Ostreidae. The record is from RefSeq and is a predicted model, not a curated record. Gene Ontology annotation, biological process: transmembrane transport. Gene Ontology annotation, molecular function: transmembrane transporter activity. The annotation marks the transcript as partial. The transcript has 5 exons.